AUUGCAAAUCAAUAUCUUUCUGGAGAGACAGUGUGUAGUGGCUUGCCUGGACAGCAUAUGCGUGGUUCCUUUGGCUGCAAUGCUGCUGCAGAGCUCGUUCACUCUGCCUUCCUGGGAACCCCACAGGCAAGUCCAUCGUGUUUGGAGGAAAAAAAAAAGAGCUCAUUCUAGGAAAUAAAAUUGACCUGUUAAAGCUUUUGAUACUGAACGUUAGCGUGUCCUUUGUGCUCUUCUGAAACGGUUUUUUUGGUCUUGCUCCACUGAGAUCAGCUUCUCUGGGUGAUCUCUGGAAUUUUUUGUGCUUCCCCCUUUCUUGGUUGUAGUACGGCCGUACCAUUUCAGCUUGCUAGUGCAGAAAGAUGUGAAUUCAGUUGCUGUCUGAGGCUGGCCUGGUGCAAGCACAUUGCUAGAGAUAUGUUAUGGAGUUCCAGGUGAAUCCGGCUUGAGAGAGAGACAACAGCAAAACGAUAUGUGUCACAAAGAUGUCUACACGGAACUGCCAGGGAAUGGACUCAGUGAUCAAGCACCUGGACACAAUUCCUGAGGAUAAAAAAGUCAGAGUUCAGAGGACACAGAGCACGUUUGACCCAUUUGAGAAGCCAGCCAAUCAAGUCAAAAGGGUACAUUCUGAGAACAAUGCUUGCAUUAACUUUAAAUCCUCCUCUGCUGGCAAAGAGUCACCUAAAGUUAGGCGGCACUCCAGCCCCAGCUCGCCAACAAGUCCCAAAUUUGGAAAAGCUGACUCAUACGAAAAACUGGAAAAACUAGGGGAAGGAUCUUAUGCAACAGUAUACAAAGGGAAAAGCAAGGUAAACGGGAAGCUGGUGGCUCUAAAGGUGAUCAGGCUUCAGGAGGAAGAGGGGACACCUUUCACAGCCAUCAGGGAAGCUUCUCUGUUGAAAGGAUUAAAGCAUGCAAACAUUGUGCUGCUUCAUGACAUCAUCCACACUAAGGAAACACUGACACUUGUCUUUGAAUAUGUGCACACUGAUUUAUGUCAGUACAUGGACAAGCAUCCUGGAGGACUCCAUCCAGAUAAUGUGAAGUUGUUCUUAUUUCAGUUGCUGAGAGGGCUGUCUUACAUCCACCAGCGUUAUAUUUUGCACAGAGACCUGAAACCGCAGAACCUGCUCAUCAGCGACACGGGGGAGCUGAAGCUGGCUGAUUUUGGUCUUGCAAGAGCAAAAUCCGUCCCUAGCCACACAUACUCCAAUGAAGUGGUUACCUUGUGGUACAGACCGCCAGAUGUUCUCCUGGGCUCUACAGAGUAUUCCACUUGCCUUGACAUGUGGGGAGUUGGCUGUAUCUUCGUUGAGAUGAUCCAAGGAGUCGCUGCAUUUCCAGGAAUGAAAGACAUUCAGGAUCAACUUGAACGAAUAUUUCUGGUUCUUGGAACACCAAACGAGGACACGUGGCCUGGAGUUCAUUCUUUACCACACUUUAAGCCAGAACGCUUUACUGUGUACAGCUCUAAAAGCCUUAGACAAGCAUGGAAUAAGCUCAGCUAUGUAAAUCAUGCUGAAGAUCUGGCCUCCAAGCUUCUACAGUGUUCCCCAAAGAACAGGCUAUCAGCACAGGCCGCCUUGAGCCACGAGUAUUUCAGCGAUCUGCCCCCGCGGCUAUGGGAGCUGACUGAUAUGUCUUCUAUUUUUACCGUCCCAAAUGUGAGAUUGCAACCCGAAGCUGGAGAGAGCAUGAGGGCCUUUGGAAAAAACAAUAGUUAUGGGAAAAGCCUAUCGAACAGCAAACAUUGACAAGCCCAGCGUUCUCAGGAGAGCACAGG
Arvicanthis niloticus (Nile rat) is the source of this 1783-nucleotide messenger RNA. It is a transcript of the gene Cdk14, whose product is annotated as cyclin dependent kinase 14. Gene Ontology annotation, cellular component: nucleus; cytoplasm; cytosol. NCBI's taxonomy places the organism in Eukaryota, Metazoa, Chordata, Mammalia, Rodentia, Muridae. Gene Ontology annotation, molecular function: ATP binding; cyclin binding; cyclin-dependent protein serine/threonine kinase activity. The record is from RefSeq and is a predicted model, not a curated record. Gene Ontology annotation, biological process: protein phosphorylation.